AUGUUUCUACCACGGGAAAUCCUAGACGCCAUUUUUGGCUAUUUCGCACCGAAAUCUAGUGCUUUUGACCUUUCUAUUGAGGAGCAUUGCGCCAAUCGGAAAACGCUAGCGUCGCUAUGUCGUGUUUCCAAGCAUUUCAAGGCUAUUGCUAUGCCUCAGCUGUACGCCAACGUGCGCUUGUUCGACGGCGACAUCCGAUUUUUCACAACUACCAUUUUGGCAAAUCUUGGAACGAGGAGACUUGUCACGCGAUUGAGUCUCGAGUUCAUGUUGCCUGGUACAUGGGAUGCGAAUGAAGUCAGCGAAGAAAGACGCCAAUCAGUGCCAAGGAUGGAUCAAGAACAAUGGGACUAUGACCAUUGCUUGAGGGAGACAUUGGCGCUUUUGGGUCAGAAUGGCAUCGCCACCGGCGUUGGAGGCGCAGAUAUACUGAUCGCCGAAGGACUUGAGCUCCAUGAUCAAUUCGAGGAAGACCUGUCCGCUGUCUUGUUGUUUGUGCUGCCAGAGCUCCAACAUCUACAGGUCAAGUUGGAUCCGAUGUCUGACUUGGAAGACUAUCAAUCUGCUGGAUACUGGAGAUGCAAAAUGUUCUUGCAAGCUCUGAGGUUGCCGUUUUAUGCCAAAAGCCAGCGACCGAACAGCACCAAUCUCGACAUUCAGCCUUUGACUCCUGCAUCUCUUUUCAACCUCCGUGAACUAAUCUUGUGCAGCCCAUUCGAAGACCCUGGCACAGUCAAAAGCACGUGGCCUCCGAUCGUCUUUGGCUACAUAGAAGAGAUGCAGCCAUUUUGGGGAUUGCCAAAGCUGAAAAGCCUGACUCUUGAGCGAGCCGAGUCGACCACCCCCCUGAGAAUGCCCAAGGAUGCAGUUUCUUCGGUAGAACAUCUCCACCUUGUCGACACAGCCAUACCACCCGGAGAGCUGCCCGAGCUUCUGAAACAUUUCCCUUUGCUUCGAACCAUUACAUAUGUGCCUGCAGACUAUAGCGGCAUGCAAGAGUAUGCUGAACUUUCUUUGGAUUGCAGAAGGCUCAACAAGAAGAAAAUUGAAGACGACCUGAGAUCACUCAACUCAAAACUUGAAAUCAUUAAAGUUGAAAUACCCGAAGUACCCGAAUGGGCUCGAGAGUCUGACAGUGAAGAGGAAGAUGAAGAAGACUAG
Messenger RNA from Pestalotiopsis fici W106-1, 1161 nucleotides. RefSeq lists its product as uncharacterized. The coding region runs from base 1 to 1161 and encodes 386 amino acids. The transcript has a single exon. NCBI's taxonomy places the organism in Eukaryota, Fungi, Ascomycota, Sordariomycetes, Amphisphaeriales, Sporocadaceae. The record is from RefSeq and is a predicted model, not a curated record.